GCUCUUCUAUGGAAUGAUGCACGCCGUUCGUGGGAGCAUGUGUUUAUAAGUGGCGCGCGCGGAGAAUCAAAGUGGCUUGCAAUGGUGGAUCCAGACUCCCGAGGCCCAGGGCCAGAGGUAGCUUCAAUGGACACUCCGGCCAAUCAGAAGGAGGUACAUACAUUAUUGUGCCACUCCGGCCUCCUCCACAACGACUAUUCGAAGGUUUGAAAUCAAGCCGCGACAGAUGUGCCAGACUUAAGUAGAGAAUGAACCCUGCUGCAAGAGACUUGCCCUUCAAUAAUUCAAGGUGUGCGACACGGUCAGCUGUAGAGGCUGCAAUCUACUGGCCAGCUGGGGGGCGGGACUUAUGUAUGGGUCUCGGGACCCGGGUCUUGUGCUUCUCAGCAUUCCCUUUUCUGCUGACCCGCCGUGCAACGUAACAGGUGCAACUUUUAAAACCUUUUGACCUGAAGCAACAGUCUGCAGCUCCCCUGCAGCUUGGGAGCAUUGCUAACUUGUUCCUUCGGGAGUUGCGUUAGGAAUGAGCAUCAGACAUCCUUGAUCGUCUUCCACGUAGCUGGCAGCCUCUUCAUUAAUCAUGAAUGCAAGGCAGAUGUCUCCCAAAAUGGUGAAGCAGCAAUUGAGGCCAGAGUCUUGCAGCUCAGGUGAAGAGUACAAUUCUUGUACGACUCCUAGCAGGCCCAAUCAGAGCGCUGCGCAGCAAAUGCGACAAGUGCACCGGCUGCCUGCACAUUGCAGUGCCUCUGAGCUUUCUGCAGCUCUGCACUCUGGGGAGCCUUUCGUAAUCUCCCUUCAGCAGGAAGACGUCCCAGAUCAGGAGCUCGCUGCACUGAAGCAGCGGUUAGCUGGAAAGACUGUGCAUGGAUGGCAGGGGGACAAAUCGAUCGAGCUCAGUAUUGACGACGUCGUGGAUCUGUGGCUGGAAGACCGGCUUCCAUGCAACAUUGUUGAUAGCUACGUGAAGGGAGUCUUCUCCGUUCCCGACUUUCUUGCAGAAACCAACCUUCUCUCCAAGCACCCGGACACUGAAGAGAGGACCGUCUCGCUUUACCUGAGCUCCUCGAACGCGUACACCCCCUUUCAUGUCGACGCCUACGGUUUCGCCGGCUGGGCCUUUCUCUUCCGGGGGUCCAAACGAUGGGAGUUUGUUCAUCCUCAGCACUACACAGAGUUUCACGAUGCUGCUCUUGGGGGUCCCAGGGACACACCAGGAAAUGAGUUGCCAGCAGAAGUCGAACUGUGGAGAACAACAGCGGGCGAGAGAGACGUGGUUUACAUUCCCCCCGGAUGGCUCCACAGAGUUUGGACAGACCAGCCAAGCUUCGGUUUCGGAGGAGCAUGUGCGAUGCCGUGGGAGGUGGAACAGGUUUUGCAGCACUGGCGGCAAGAAAAGGAAUUGGGAAUUGCUCUAGAAAAAGAUCUGGACGAAAUCUUUAGAACAAUCAGUGCGGUCACUAUUUCAAAACGAACAGCACCGUGAUCUACAGCCGUUUCUUGUACUCCCAAUAUGACGUGGUCUAUUGGACUAGUCACCCAGCUGCAUCAUCUCAUUUCGAAUGCUCUGAAUCAUAAAAGCUUCCUGUAACAGCCAAUCAAGCGAACAUUUCGAGAAGUCAGCGUUUAUGAUGCACUAUCAAACAACCGAG
Klebsormidium nitens is the source of this 1649-nucleotide messenger RNA. NCBI's taxonomy places the organism in Eukaryota, Viridiplantae, Streptophyta, Klebsormidiophyceae, Klebsormidiales, Klebsormidiaceae. The record is from the annotation of a GenBank genome assembly.